This is a messenger RNA of Paramuricea clavata, 4318 nucleotides long. The record is from the annotation of a GenBank genome assembly. NCBI's taxonomy places the organism in Eukaryota, Metazoa, Cnidaria, Anthozoa, Malacalcyonacea, Plexauridae.
GUUCGAAGAACACGGUUGGUGAAUUUUUUAAUCCUGGUUAUGAUUGCUCUGACAUUUUGGACAAACUGCGAGAUGCUGAAGAUGGAUUUUACUGGAUAACGUUGAAAGGGCCCAAUGUCCACAAGGUUAGAUAUUUACUCUUGUAUUUAUUAAAGUCAUUUAAAUUAUCCAAAAAAGGAAAUUUUUAAAGUCUACCGUAAAUGAUCCAAUAAACACCUACUCUCCAACAAACGCCCACUCUCCAACAAAAGCCAACUCUCCAACAAACGUCCCCCCCGUAUCUAAUAAACGCCAGGUCCAAAUAGAUGCCAUUUCAAAUUAAACGUUCCUCAUGAAACAAACGCUGCCCCUGCUUAUAAAGAUUAUGUUUUCACCUGAGUUUAUAUACAGCUAUUUCAAUUAAGGUUGUCCACGAGUAAAGAGGAAAAGUCGAAUACGAGCGCGAAAGGCUGCUGGGAAUCGCUAAAAAAUUAAUGAAUUUAUUAGAGAUUCUCAGCAUUCUUUCGCGCUCGUAUUCGACUUUUCCGCUUUGCUCGGGGACAACCUUAAUUGAAAUAGCUGUAUAUUUGGGUUUGUAUGUGUACAUGUUUGUGUGUUUGUGUAACUCAAAAAAUAUCCAACUUAUUAAUACAAAAAUUUGUUCGGCUCAUAAAAAUAACCCAAGGACAAAUCGAUGUAAUUUUGAUUAAAUUUGGAUAAAACUUAGAUGAGAAAUUAUCAAAAGUUUGUCUUGCUUCACUGAGAAAUGUACACUAAAUACGUAAUUAGCUUAUUGUAUAAUUUAUGCAUGACAUAUAACUUAAUUUGCUGGCGGAGGUAUGCAUAUGCAGUCUCUGAGUGCCCCCUAUUUUAACAUUUAUUAGGGUAAUGUAAUGUAAAAGUUAUGAAAAUUGAGGAGUUUCGACAUUUGCCCACUCUGCAAACUAUUGGUGCAUGUUUUUAAAGAAGCGCAAACGUGUCAGGAAGUGAAGUUCCUGGGUGCGAGGUUGAUUUUGUCUGGUUAUCAUAUAGGCAUGGUGUGAUAUGAGCACAGACGGGGGAGGAUUCCUGUUGAUUGGACGAAAAAAUAACUCCGUCACGUGGACAGUCCCAUCCAAUAACGAGCCGGUUGAUCCAUACGGCGAACCCCAUUGGACAAGCUCGCUUGGUGACGCACCAAUCCUGGACUUCAGGGUACAAAUGGCAACACACGAGGACUUCAAGGCCACAAAGGCACACUGGUGGGUAUUGAAGGAAUACGAAUGCAUACAAGGUCAAGAAAUAAUGUAAUUUUUGUAACCCAUUGGUAAGAGACAAUCAAAAUGGUAAGUAUAUUGUGGUGUGCGUACGAGUACGAGUUUAGAUUUAUCUACCAACUGGUGUAGUCACGAACACAUAUGGUAUGGGCAACCCUUCACCAGAAAUCAUAUACAAUUCUGAGGUGAAUGACAUCAUCUAAUAUGCAUAGAAUGACAUCUCACUUGUGCAAUCAGAAUGACAAUGAUUUUCAGUUUUGACUACUGAACUACAUAAUUCAGUUAUGUUUCAGUUUAUCAGACAAUGCAAACUGUUCUUUUCUGAAAAAUUAAAUUGUGACACAUUUUUUAACCUAAACGUAACUGAAUAUGGCUUUCCUUACAGGUCAUUUAGACUUCAGUCAAAACGUCCUUUAAAGAAUUUAAUGAUGACAACUGCUGGGUGCGACCAGAGGUCUGCUGGGAUUGGAAAUAUUGCGUACGUCAAAGAUUUACAAACAGAGAAAAUUGUCACUACAAAGUUACGAUGUUCCAAGUUUGGUUUCGCUCAUCAUCAUUUGUUGAAAUUUGGAUGGGUAUGUACACAUAAAUGUACAGAGGAGACCCUGGGGGAUCUCCUUGGCUAUAUUGACUGUUGUUACAGGUUAUUUAUAGGAUAAACAUCGAGGAGGGAUUGAUGUUAGACAAUGACCUGAGGACGCCCAUGACUUUCUCGUUAAAUAAUGAGUGAAAUUAAUGAAUGGUAGAAUUGAUGAACAGAAUCAACGAAUGGUAGAUACUUGUAUUUUUCAGACUAUGAUGAAUUCUUGUUUGCAAAAGCCAUGCCCAUGGGGAUUUGCUUAUUACCAUCUUAUAAAAGUUCAAACAGAUAACUAUGGAGGUUUCAGGUAAUAUUCAUGGCACGGAUUAUUAAACUGCAGUUAGUCUAACUUUGUGGUGAACCUAGCGAACUUAAUAAUAACAUCUUAUUACCCAAAUUAAUAAAUUUACAAUCAUCCAGACAUACAGUAUACGAAUAGAUCGUCUCGCUCUUUCGUCAUAUUUCCUAUUUCCUUGCUCAACUUAAAUCAAACUUUAUGCCGUUUCCAAACAGUUUUAGCACCACUGGAAAAAUAUCUGGCAUGGACUACAAUGCAACUGCCUUCGUUGGAUGUGACAAUGGACAUGUAAGUUUCUUUGGCACCUCCAUUGGUCAUCUGACAACAUAAAAUGCUUAAGAGAACAGACCAUUUCCUACAUGCAGAUAUUGAAGUCCCACUUUAAUUUUUCUAACUAAUAAAGGCUUAACUGGUAAUUAAUAAAGGUUGGAGUUUUUCUCAGCUCCAUGUGGUUAUCAUGCACAACUCAACAAAAACGAACGAAUAUUCAGUUAUGUUAAUAAGGAUAGCUUUUUUUUGCAAGUCUCAACCAAUUGUUUAUUAAUGAGGCAAUACGUUCGUUUUCGUUGAGUUGUGUAUAUGUUAACUUUUGUGGGACUCAAAAACUUUUAAAAGGCAAAUACAAUAACAACUUAUAAGUUUUAAUUUAUCCAAGCUCCACUAUAUUAAUGCGACUGCCCGACUAAAAGUAAAGGUGAUGUCUUGCUACCUUUACCUAUUUUUGAAUGACCUAUUUUUACAUAUAUUACAUUACUUAUUUCCGAGUCGAGCUUGUGAUAAAAUAAAAUGAAUACUAUUUGAAGCGUCUUUAUAUUGACAGUGUUGUGGUUGUUACGGUCCAGUGGGUGGGACCAAAAAUUACUGCGCGCAGAAUUGUAAAGCCAUAAAUGGUGGUACAGUCAAGAAGAAUGUUUACACCUGGUUUUGGGUGCGAUCCAGUCUUCCUAGGAGACUUUGGAAGAAAUGUAUGGAUUAUCAAGUGAAGAUAGAUGACGGAAAAUUGAUCUCGUACAAGUUGAUUGGACACAGUGUUGUUCCUGUUGAGGUUAAAUUUUUCCUAUAUAAAUCGCUGUUCACACCAGCUUUUGCCAAUUUCCAUCCAUGACAAUAUAGUAACAUAUAUAUAUAUAUAUAUAUCUAGUUCUUCAAAAAGAAGAAAAAAACACAGAUUCUAAUUUCUAAAUAGAUUAAAACCCACAAUCAUUUUCAAAUGCCUUGGGGCAGCUGUCUUAAAUACCUAUAAUUUGAACAAACUUCCCCCACCUCUACUAAAUUUUGUAUCUUCUCUUCCGUAUUCAAUGUUGUGCAUGUUUUAUUUGAUGUGUAAAGUUGAUUGGUUGGGAAAGCAACAUAAAUUGGGGGAGGGCGGAGAAAAAGAUUAAUGCGAUUAAACAAACACCAACGAUGGACUUAUCCCCUGAAACCGUGGCAGUUGUCCCAAUGACCCUUGAAAGUGAACGAAGUUACGAAUGGUGAACCCGAGCAUGCAGAGAAAACCCACGACUUUCGGCAGAGCGUUGGCAGACUCUUUUCACAUCCAAAACAAACCCACGAUCGUGGGAGAAUCAAACCCACGAUCUCCGAGGUGAAGGCGCUUGCAGCUCUGACGACUGCGCUACCGAACCCCCUUAUACAAUUUAAACAAUAAAAUGUUAAAACUAGUAGGUUUAGAUGAUUAUUACAAUUUUCUUUGACAUCCCAGGGUCGUUGCACUAAAGCCUCAGCUCUACUACAUGAUGGGGUGAGUAUAUAUAAUAGUUACCGCCUGCUACGCAGGCUAAUAUAAUAGACAAUGAUAUUAUAUUCGUAAGAAUAACCAAAGUAUAAGUGAUUAUCUCUAAUACAGAUUGUAGUCGUCCCAGACAACACAACCGCAGAGAAGGUGCCUGACAUUGAUGGUUUGUUAGAAUAUCGCAAAGACAUGCAAGAACUUUAUGUAAGAUCGAACAAAAGAUGGAAUGCAAUUGCCUUAGAGGAGAAGGUAGGCCAAUGCAUUCCAGGGUCUAAAUCAAUGUAUAAAAUUUACACUCAAAAUUUCCAUUUACCCUUCAACACAAUAUAUUCUAGAUCUGAUAUUUAUCUACAGAGAUAGCUUACGACUAAUUAUUGUUUUGUUACACUUAGGGUAAACAAGAAAUUAACCGGUUGGAAAAUCUGAUAAACAAAAUAAAUACAUCUCUCUCCAAGAGUAAGUGCUUGUCUUGA